AUGUUUAUCAAAUCUUCACUAGACAUUAAUGAAAAAGACAGAGAUGGUUUUUUUAGUCUGUCUGACAAAGACAAUGGCAGUAAUGGCACUGGACUUUAUGCAGCAGGAUGGAGGACGGAAUACAGUCCAACGCACAUUCAUGAAGCAGCAGAGCACAGUGGCUUUAUUGCAGGAUACAAUUACCCUCCUCCUAUCACUUCACGUUUACAGCGGCCUUUUACUAAACAUUUACGCAAACCAGAGCAUGUCCGCAAGCACCGUAGACGUUUGCUGCCAGAGCCAUCUGUACCACUAGGUGAUCUUGUGGGUGGCACUGCUGAAUGCAUAGUUCAUGAAGAUGAAAGCACACUACAGGAGGAAGAUUCACAACCUCCUGAAGAUAUGGUGUGUCCUAAAAUUGAGGAAGAGGAAGAAGGUGAUACAGCACAAAGCUGGCCGGAAUCACCCCAGCAUGGAGAAUCUGGGGAGCAGGACAGCAUACCACGGGUUUCAAAGGCAGAUGAACUGUACAAAGCAAUGCCAACCAUCUUAGGUGUCAUGUCUGGGUGGACUGAAGAUGACUUAAGUCCUGUAAGGUUUAAAUGUCCCUUCUGUACACAUACUGUGAAGCGCAAAGCAGACCUUAAACGUCAUCUGCGAUGUCACACUGGAGAGCGCCCUUAUCCAUGUGAAGCAUGCGGGAAGAGGUUCACACGGCUGGAGCACCUGCGCAACCACUUUCAAACUAUACAUGAAGCUGGUAAACUUAUCUGCCGUCGCUGCAAACUCCCAGUAACUGAGUUGACAGGGCGAGUAAUUCAGGAUGGGACAAGAAGAUAUCGUCUUUGUCAUCCAUGUCUGUCAGAAGCUGGCUUGGAUAGCGUCAACUUUGAUUUUGGGGAUGAUCAACCACUGGUGCUCCCACCUGAGAAUGAGAGGGAGCAAUCCUGGCAUUUCAAGGACGAUGUGAAAGAUGAAAAUGGCAAAGAACGUCAAGAUUCAGAUCUGGUUAUUCAGGAAGUAGAAGACAGCGAAGAGGAAGAUGUGAAAUCUCAAAUAACAUAA
This is a messenger RNA of Staurois parvus, 1044 nucleotides long. Lineage: Eukaryota; Metazoa; Chordata; Amphibia; Anura; Ranidae. The record is from the annotation of a GenBank genome assembly.